AUGGCGUCUCUGAGGUGCUUUCUCCGCUCCGGAAAGAAUGCGGUGGCAGCUCUGCAGAGGAGCAGGAUUCACAGCAGUGCUCCGGCUGCGGUACAGAUGACGGUGCGUGAUGCGCUGACCCAGGCCAUGGACGAGGAGCUGGAGAGAGACGAGCGCGUGUUCCUGUUGGGAGAGGAAGUGGCUCAGUACGACGGCGCCUACAAGGUGAGCAGAGGUUUGUGGAAGAAAUAUGGAGACCAGCGGAUCAUCGACACUCCCAUUUCAGAGAUGGGUUUCACUGGAAUCGCUGUCGGGGCUGCUAUGGCAGGACUGCGGCCGAUCUGCGAGUUCAUGACGUUCAACUUCUCGAUGCAGGCGAUAGAUCAGGUCAUAAACUCCGCAGCCAAGACCUACUACAUGUCGGCGGGUCUGCAGACGGUCCCCAUCGUGUUCCGGGGCCCCAACGGAUCCUCGGCCGGAGUCGCUGCUCAACACUCUCAGUGCUUUGCCGCGUGGUACGCGCACUGUCCCGGCCUGAAGGUGGUCAGCCCCUGGAGCGCGGAGGACGCCAAAGGACUGCUCAAAGCCUCCAUCCGGGACGACAACCCAGUGGUGUUUUUGGAGAACGAGCUCCUGUACGGCGUCCCCUUCGAGAUGUCCGACGAGGCGCAGGGCAAAGACUUCGUGGUUCCCAUCGGAAAAGCCAAGGUCGAGCGGCAAGGGACUCACGUGACGGUGGUGUCUCACUCCAGAUACGUUGGACACUGUUUAGACGCAGCUGCAGUUUUAGCCAAAGAAGGAAUUGAGUGUGAGGUGGUCAACAUGCGGACGAUCCGGCCGAUGGACACGGACACCAUCGAGGCCAGCGUGAUGAAGACCAACCACCUGGUGACGGUGGAGGGGGGCUGGCCACAGUUUGGAGUCGGAGCGGAGAUCUGUGCCAGGAUCAUGGAGGGUCCUGCCUUCAACUACCUGGACUCCCCUGUGACCAGAGUGACCGGAGUGGACAUCCCGAUGCCCUACGCCAAGAUCCUGGAGGACAACAGCGUGCCGCAGAUCAAGGACAUCAUCUUCUCCAUCAAAAAGACUCUCAACGUCUAA
Molecule: messenger RNA, 1080 nt
Organism: Knipowitschia caucasica
Lineage: Eukaryota; Metazoa; Chordata; Actinopteri; Gobiiformes; Gobiidae
Source: the annotation of a GenBank genome assembly